Argentina anserina (silverweed cinquefoil) is the source of this 1770-nucleotide messenger RNA. RefSeq names its product protein NODULATION SIGNALING PATHWAY 2-like. Bases 30 to 1649 code for a protein of 539 amino acids. Gene Ontology annotation, biological process: regulation of DNA-templated transcription. NCBI's taxonomy places the organism in Eukaryota, Viridiplantae, Streptophyta, Magnoliopsida, Rosales, Rosaceae. The record is from RefSeq and is a predicted model, not a curated record. The transcript has a single exon. Gene Ontology annotation, cellular component: nucleus. Gene Ontology annotation, molecular function: DNA-binding transcription factor activity; sequence-specific DNA binding.
UCCUUCCCUUUUCUAUUCAUCAAAAGAAGAUGGAAUACUCUUCAUUUCUUGAUGAGCCUUCUUGGUCUUUCCAAAAUUUGAUUGACUCAUCUUUUGAUCAAUCUGAAUUCAUCCACAUGGAUGUUACUCCAAUUGAUAGCUCAGAUUUAUCUUCCCUGUUCAUCAAUUCACCAAAUGAGUUUUCCACGGAAGUUGAUUCAUAUCCUUUUGCCCACCUGUUUAAUACUGAUGAUCUGAUUCAGGUGACAUCCCAAGUGGAGGAAGUUUCAAUGGAUUUGGGAGGAUUUGAGACUGAUUUGAUGGUAGAGGGUUUCUUUGGUAAUUCAUUGGAAGGAAGUGAAGGGAGCUUUCCAUCACAGCAAGCUUCUUCACACCAUUUUUCUACCCAAGGAAAUGAUGUAUGGAGUCCUAAUUCAGUAGUGACUUCUGAAGAGUCUUUAAUGGACUCAACAUCAAUCCAGUCACCACUAACUUUGCCUAGAGAAGAGGAGGGAAUCGAGAACGAAUUGAGCAUUCGUCAUUUAUUUCAAGCUUAUGCUGAAGCCAUGGAAUAUGGCCAGAAAGAGCUAGAGGAGGUUAUUCUCAGAUGCAUCAGUGAGAAAGUCAGUCCAAUUGGGGAGUCUUUCGAGCGCCUUGCAUUCAACUUGAGUCAAGAAGUUGCUGAUGAGCAUCAACAAGGCGGGGAUUAUCUCAAACAAGAAUCCUUGAAGAAUUUUGAGGCUGCAUUUAAGGUGUUCAUACAAAACUUCCCUUAUGCUAGGUUUGCUCACUAUGUAGCAAACUCAGCGAUCCUCGAGGCGAUUCCAGUAGAAGCUGAGACAGUUCAUAUAGUAGAUUUCGACAUGGGAGAAGGGAUCCAGUUGUCCCAAAUUAUUGAGGCCUUAGCACAAAGAUUCAAAACACUAAAAGUGACAGCAAUUAAAUGGGAAGAGGAAGAGGGUGAUUGUGCUCCUCCACAUUGGAGAUUUGAGGAGACAAAGAAGCAACUCCAGAAGCAUGCUAGAUCCUUUGGCUUGAACUUAAAGAUGGAAGAAGUAGCAAUGGAGAACUUGGUGACUGAGAUGAAGAAGGCAAAGAAGAGGGGUGGAGCGAAAGAAUUCUUAGCUUUCAACUGCAUGGUUUCUCUUUCCCAUAUGAGGAGGAGAAGAAGCAGAACGCAUGUCAUGGAGUAUUUGAGACUGGCUAAGGAGUUAUUAGCCAACUCCGGGAACUUCAGGACUUCUAAAAAUGGUAUUAUAACUUUCGGUGACGGUGAUGCUAGUGAGAAACUUGGAAACCACUCAAGUUUCAGCUCAUUCUUUAAUGAAAAUCUAGUGCAUUACCAAGCCUUGUUGGAGUCAAUGGAGUCGAAUUUCCCAAGUCAUCUGGCAGAAGCGAGAAUGGUAAUGGAAUGCAUAUUCGUAGCACCUUUUGUGUCUUCCCAUGCUUGGUUACAAAAGUGGACAGAAGUAAAGGACUGUAAUGUUCAACCAUGGUUUGGGCUUGAUGGUCGGAGAUUGAGCAAUGAGAAUUUGAUGGAAGCCAAGGAAAUCGUGGGAGAUGAAGGAUCCUAUGGGAUCAGAAUUCAAGGGCAGAACAGGAAUGAGAUGGUAUUGGAAUAUAGAGGAACACCUCUGAUUAGAGUGUCAACUUGGGAAAGCCAAAGCUAGCUAACUAAAAGUAGAACAUUUUUUCUUCAAAAUUAUUUCAGCAACUGCAUGUAUUUAGCAUGCUGGACAUACCUCAAUAGUUUCUGCACAUAUUUGAUUGUCUUCUAUGUUGUAGAAAAGA